Messenger RNA from Lagopus leucura (white-tailed ptarmigan), 3140 nucleotides. RefSeq names its product calcium/calmodulin dependent protein kinase IG (gene CAMK1G). The transcript is spliced from 12 exons. Gene Ontology annotation, biological process: peptidyl-serine phosphorylation. Gene Ontology annotation, molecular function: calcium/calmodulin-dependent protein kinase activity; calmodulin binding; ATP binding. Gene Ontology annotation, cellular component: intracellular anatomical structure. Bases 302 to 1696 code for a protein of 464 amino acids. The record is from RefSeq and is a predicted model, not a curated record. Lineage: Eukaryota; Metazoa; Chordata; Aves; Galliformes; Phasianidae.
CCUGGCCGUCCAGCCGGGCAGCGCUCCAUCCCGCUCCCCGCACCAGGUACCACGGCUGCGAUGCACGGCGACGUGUGCACACAUGCACACCCACAAGCUGCUUAUUCUCGUGUCAAUUGACUCCCUGUAAGUGCUGCCUAGCUACCGGCACGGCGGAGCCAUCUCUUCUCCUCCCGCAGCCUCUGCCUGCUGCCACCAGCAGCCCUAAUCCCCCCAGAGCUGUGGAGCAGAGCGGCAGCGCCGGGGUCCGACUGGCUUUGUUCCUGCUGACUUGGCAUUCCCUGCUUCCACUCUGGAGGAGAUGGGCCGCAAGGAAGAGGAUGACAGCAGCUCCUGGAAGAAACAGACAAGCAAUAUCAGAAAGACGUUCAUUUUCAUGGAGGCGCUGGGAUCAGGUGCAUUUUCAGAAGUUUUCUUGGUGAAACAAAGAAGCACUGGGAAGCUCUUUGCUCUGAAGUGCAUCAAGAAGUCCCCGCUCACAAGGGACAGCAGCUUGGAGAACGAGAUAGCAGUGCUGAAAAAAAUAAAGCACGAAAACAUCGUGACUUUGGAAGAUAUCUAUGAGAGCACAACCCACUUCUACCUGGUGAUGCAGCUGGUGUCGGGUGGAGAGCUGUUCGACAGGAUCUUGGAACGAGGGGUCUACACUGAGAAAGAUGCGAGCGUGGUGAUCCACCAGGUCCUGACAGCCGUGAAAUACCUGCAUGAAAACGGGAUUGUCCACCGUGACCUGAAGCCUGAAAACCUUCUUUACCUCACUCCUGAAGAGAACUCCAAAAUCAUGAUUACAGACUUUGGUUUGUCCAAGAUGGAGCAGAACGGCAUCAUGUCCACUGCCUGCGGGACGCCAGGAUAUGUUGCUCCUGAAGUCCUCGCCCAGAAACCGUACAGCAAAGCUGUGGACUGCUGGUCCAUCGGAGUCAUCACCUACAUCCUGCUGUGUGGGUACCCACCUUUCUACGAAGAGACCGAGUCCAAGCUGUUUGAAAAGAUCAAGGAAGGCUACUACGAGUUUGAGUCUCCUUUUUGGGAUGACAUCUCCGAGUCAGCCAAGGAUUUCAUCAGGCACUUACUGGAGAAGAACCCGGACACAAGGUUUUCCUGUGAAGAAGCCCUGAGGCACCCAUGGAUUAAUGGAAAUACAGCCCUUCACCGUGACAUAUACCCAUCUGUCAGUGCUCAGAUUCAGAAAAACUUUGCAAAGAGCAAAUGGAGGCAAGCCUUCAAUGCCGCAGCCGUGGUGCACCACAUGAGGAAGCUGCACAUGAAUGGCCACGCCACGGCUGGCAGCACCCACCCAAUUAUACAAGGCUCUGAAGCACCCAGACCCAGCACACCCAACACCACGCAGCCAGCAAUGCCCAGCAAGGACGAGGACAUGUCACUGCCCCAGGUCCCCUGUCCGGCCCCUCCUGCUCCGCUGGAGCAAGGCACAGGAAUGAGAGAGAGCAAGCUGCAAAGCCCCCCAUUGAAUGGAUCACCAGACAACCAGAGCCCGCCAGCCAGAUCGUGUGGCUGCAGCCCAGUGUGCACAGGGCAUGAGAGAGCCAAGGCAUCCUUCUGCUCCGAGAUGGUGCUCCUUAAAAAACCUGCAAAAUCCCACCAUUUCAAAUCAGAAGUUCUCGUUCCAAUGAAGACUGGUAAGCACUCAUCUCACUGUGGCACUGGGCAAACUGGAGUUUGUUUGAUCAUGUGAUGAGGAAGGCAGCCAGCAGGAUCCCCCAUCGCCACGGUAAGUGCACACCAUCCCACCACCAGCUGCUUGCAAUUAAACCCAUUACAGCAUGAAAAUGGGAAAGGCACAACUAGCAAAGUGACUGUACAGAAACAAAUUGAUUUUGCAGGUAUUUUGCAACAGAGAAAGCCCUAAUUAAGCCAUCUCUUGAGGAAGAAGUCAUCAUUUGACUUCCAGGUGGACCAGCCCACUGGCUCUAAAAUCAAUUGGUUUCAAAGGCAAUUAUGGCCUGAACAGCCCAUCCUUGGCCCAGAUUUGGUCCAGCUGGGUCAGUUCCAGUUGCUUUGUUAUCAGCAUGAUAUGGAGAUGUUGGGUUGUGUAGGUGAGCAACAAAUGCCAGAGAAGUAAGAAAAUGAAAGUUUCCUCCUGUUUGGUCAUAGCUCAGAUUAAUUCCGAAAUUAACAUUUGAGACAUGUUGUGUAUAAGCAGUAGGAAAUACUGCUAUUAGAUUCUGGCUGAGAAGAUGUUCCAAAAAGGUGAGCAUGGGCCAGCAUAAAUCUCCCUGGAAACUACAUCAAGUGAGCUGCAUCUUAUCAUCUUUUAUGACCUUUUCUACUGAUGAGAUCACACGAACAGAACUGUAACGUACAAAGGAUCAAUAGAUGAGACAAAUGCAAGUAAGAUCUACUAGACUCCAAACAGGUCAAUUCCAGUGAUCAGUCAGGUAACAGCCUUUUAUAAAUGCAGCAUACAAAAGGAACUAAGCUGCUCCUAACCCCCGUGCUGCUGCCGCCUAUUAACAGAGCACACUGUGAAGGCAGCAGUCUAGCGAAACAAAGUUCAAUUCCCAAUUGAAAUUCUCACUCUUGCAGAAACAGAAGGGCUGUUUUACUCUUUUCUGCACUUCAAAGCCAGACAUCAACAGUGCAAGCAAGAAGAAAGGAUGUUGUGUCCCGCCAGGGGCUGACAGGCAGCAGCGACACGGAGAGCAGCGACGCGGUGAUGAGCAGCACAGAAAUGCUGGGAAUCCAUCAGCGCGGCGACCUCGGCCUGCUUCUGAUCGUUAAUGCUGGGAGAAGGCACUUUAGCAAGGGAAAGUCUGAGGCUGCUGCUAGCAUAGUGUAUAUUAUCCAUACAACACUGCUCAACGCUGUAAGCUUUUGUUUUCUGUAUACUGUUAAGUUGUCCGAUGCAUAACAAGUGCACUGCACAGCAUAAAUCCUGUAAACCAAAGCCAUGCAGAGUUUUAUUCAGUGGCAGCUCAGUUAUUUUUACAACCUGCAUCCUUCCCAUUCCUUCGAUUUUGGUUUCUCCCAGGCUUCAGCUCUCUGCAGCUCGGUGCCAAGCAGCUGCCCAGGCUGCGUGGUUCUCACUUCAGCUACAAAAGGAGACAACCUGCUAGCAACCUCCCUAUGUCUGUUAAUAACCACAGCGAGGUCUAAAUUCCCUGCUUCCAAGUCUGUAA